ACCUAUCAGUAGCGUGCUAAAGAAUAAGAGAGAGUUUGUUCAUGGAGGCAUAUCAGAUCGUGAAGCUUGUCUCAGUCCAAUUCACACCUCUCGAUGGUAAACAUGACGCGUACCAAAAAUAUACUGAUCCUGAGUGUCUUCUUCAUUUUUGCAAUAAGACUGCAAGCGCAGCCACUGCAGAAUCAGAUUCCAGAGGAAAUGCGGUAUCCAUCUGAAAUGUCCUUUCAGGCAUAUCCAAACAUAGCUACGUUAUCACUGGAUGAGAUAAAAGAAAUGUUUCCAUGGUUGAAAUCGAAAGAGCCAGUGGUCUUGGAAAGCAAUGAUAAAAAUGCACCGCGAUACGUAUUCUAUUACAAGCCGGAGCAGGUGGUCUUAAAGAACAAGAUAACAGGUAGAGAAAAGAAUAGUCGCGAUCAGGAAGCAAAUGAAUUCUUGAAGCGUGGAUUUCUUCAUCAGGAGAGAAAUUUCUUACCGGGUGGAUUAAAUCAUCGAAGUGAAGGGUACAGGCAUAACGAUGAUAUCGUCGAGGAUCCUGAUAUUUUUACAGCUGAAACAAAAAACGGUCCAGUUCAUUCUCAUCCGAAGGUACCAUCCCCAUAUCUGGAACCACCGACAGUAUCGGAAAAGGAUAGAAAUUUGUAUAGUCUGGAGAAGCGAAAGUUGAUCAUAAAUUUGCUGAGAGCAAGGAAAAAUAGAGCAAGGCAAAAAUUGUUGAAUCAAAAAUUAAAUAGUAAAGAGAAAGAGAAAACAGAGGAUAAGGAAAUAAAAUACGUACGAGAUCAUGCACCUGAGAAUCAAAUGGAGGACACAUCAGAGAUUAAAGAUGAGGCUACGGAGGAACAACAGGUUAAGAAAAAGCCAAAUAAUCCAUUAGAAUUGUCACCGGAUGGUGACAGAGUACAAUUUCAUAUUCAUGGACACGAAGGCCCAAAAACUUACAUCUUUGGCUUUGACACAGGAAAUGGAAAAAACAGACACUACAGAUUGGAGGAACGUCUCAAGGAUGGCACCAUAAAAGGACAUUACGGUUAUUAUGAUGCAAGAGGAAAACUCAGAAUGGUUCAAUACACAGCCAGACCCCUUGGCGGUUACCAAGAAAAGCAUCACGAAUCGAGCCAUCCUAAGGACAAAAGUUAAUCGGUUUUAUAGCAUUCUUUUUAUUGCGAAAACGACAAAAUUUCUGCAGGGUCAUUGCGAAAUGAUCUAAGGAAACAUUUUUGUAUAAUGAAGUUUAUUUCCUCGCGACGAGUAGCGAGACUCUUGAGAAAGUACUGCGGUUUCUGUUUUUGUUUUUUAAUCGUGAUUGACGGCAAGUCGAUAGAAAAUAGUAUUCAAAAAAGUCCAUUGAUACC
This is a messenger RNA of Cephus cinctus (wheat stem sawfly), 1352 nucleotides long. RefSeq lists its product as uncharacterized. The record is from RefSeq and is a predicted model, not a curated record. The transcript is spliced from 4 exons. Lineage: Eukaryota; Metazoa; Arthropoda; Insecta; Hymenoptera; Cephidae. The coding region runs from base 94 to 1137 and encodes 347 amino acids.